This is a messenger RNA of Drosophila virilis, 863 nucleotides long. RefSeq names its product Enhancer of split m5, helix-loop-helix (gene E(spl)m5-HLH). The record is from RefSeq and is a predicted model, not a curated record. NCBI's taxonomy places the organism in Eukaryota, Metazoa, Arthropoda, Insecta, Diptera, Drosophilidae. Gene Ontology annotation, biological process: regulation of neurogenesis; regulation of transcription by RNA polymerase II; anterior/posterior pattern specification. Gene Ontology annotation, cellular component: nucleus. Gene Ontology annotation, molecular function: RNA polymerase II cis-regulatory region sequence-specific DNA binding; protein dimerization activity; DNA-binding transcription factor activity, RNA polymerase II-specific.
CAUCAUUCACACAGCAUCCUGCAAACCGUGCACAGCUAAAGCACUCAAGAAUAUCUCAAAAAUGGCACCACAAACUGAAACUGCGUACGUCUCGAAGACCCAGCAUUAUCUGAAGGUGAAGAAGCCGCUGCUGGAGCGUCAGCGUCGGGCACGCAUGAACAAGUGCCUGGACACACUGAAGACACUUGUUGCCGAGUUCCAGGGCGACGAUGCCAUACUACGUCUGGACAAGGCUGAAAUGCUCGAGGCGGCACUUGUCUUCAUGCGCAAGCAGCUGAUCAAGCAACAGGCGCCGGUCUCACCUGUGCCCAUGGACAGCUUCAAGAACGGUUACAUGAAUGCCGUCAGCGAAAUCUCACGUGUGAUGGCCUGCACGCCGGCUAUGAGCGUUGAUGUUGGCAAGACGGUGAUGACACAUCUGGGCAUUGAGUUCCAGCGCAUGCUGCAGGCAGACCAGCAACCAGAACAACACCAGCAGCAGCAAACCGAAUUGGAAUCCAUGCCAAUCAGUCGUUCCGCCAGCCCCGCAUCUUCUGGCUAUCACAGCGAUGCCGAGGACUCUGAGGCAGCAGUUAGUCCACAGUCCGGCAGCCAUUCAAUGUGGCGCCCCUGGUAAUCCACAGAGAUAACAACAAUCUACAACUACAACCAUAACAACGAAUCAUGUCUUCCAAUUGACUCGAUGUAAACUGUGAUAACAAAAGCUUUACAUAGAUCUAAGCAUGACUAGCUUAUAAGAUACCAAUCUCCGGCUUUAAUAGUUUUAAGAUGUACAAAUUAGCGAAAUGAUGCUUACUAACUUUAGACUAUAAGAGAAUAUUACAAGCUUUAAUAGUAAUAAAAACUAAAACUUGAAAACAAAA